CAUUCGUUAUUCGUCAGUCGGCCCGGUUUAAAUUUUUUUUUUUAAAAUUCGGUUUUGAAUUUGUUAUUAUUUUUAUACGGCCGUUUUUUUGCUGUUUGUUUUUUCCCCAUACACACAUCGUUCGCAAGUCUAGCUCGCGGCUAUACGUACAUCGUCGUACGCAAAGUCCAUCGUCACGCAGCCGGUAUACACAUAGACAUGCCGACGUUUGAAGAAAACUUUUUAAACUACAAGCCACCGGUGCUUCCGGAGUCCCUGAGCAAUCUACCGGACCGCGUGUGCAAGACCUACAACAACAGGACUCUUUUCAUCACCGGUGGGUCGGGAUUCCUGGGUAAAGUCUUGAUCGAGAAGCUCCUGCGAAAGUCUCCGGACAUCAAAAGGAUAUACUUGCUGUUGCGGCCCAAGAAGGGGAAGGACCCGAAGCAGCGUGUAGAGGCUUUGUUUUCGUCCGUGUUGUUCGAUCAUCUGAAAGAACUAAGAGGUACUGAUUUUAUAAAAAAAGUGUUUCCGAUUUCCGGAGACGUGAGUGAACCGAAUUUAGGCAUAAGUGAUGAAGACCGCAAAAUACUGGCGGAAGAGGUCAAUAUUGUAUUUCAUGCGGCCGCUACCAUACGGUUCGACGAAUCUCUCAGGAAAGCCGUCCUGCUCAACACUAGAGGUACUAAAUUGGCGUUGGAAUUGGCCAAGGAAAUGAAAAACUUAAAGUGUUUUGUGCACGUUUCUACGUCUUAUUGCCAUUUGGAUGAAAAAGUACUGUAUGAAAAGGCAUACCCACCUCCGGCCGACCCGCACAAGAUCAUACAAAGUAUGGAGUUGCUGGAUGAGGCGUUUGUCGAAGUUAUUUCCAAACAAAUCCUCGGCAGCUGCCCCAACACGUAUGCGUUUACCAAAUGCCUUUCCGAGCAUUUAGUGGUCGAACAAAUUAGAGCCGGUUUGCCGUGUCUGAUCGCUCGUCCGUCAAUUGUCAUUCCUAUCUGGAAAGAGCCUCUGCCGGGCUGGACCGACAACAUCAACGGGCCCACAGGUUUGCUCAUCGGUGCCGGCAAAGGUGUCAUUCGCACCAUGUAUUGCUUCAAUCAAGGUUAUGCCGACUACUUGCCAGUGGAUAUAACCGUCAACGGUCUCCUUCUGCUCACUUGGAAUUACGUGGAGAAUAACGACACUGAUAGAAGCAUUUGCCAUUUGACAUCCAGCCAAGAAUGGAGAGUGACGUGGCAAGAAAUCAUUGACAUCGGCAAAGACAUAGUCACCAACGAAGUGCCGUUGAACGGCGCAGUCUGGUAUCCGGGCGGCAGCAUGAAAAGCAACAAAAUCCAUCAUUACCUUUGCGUGUUCUUCUUGCACACUAUACCGGCCUAUUUCCUGGAUGCCAUUAUAUAUUUGUCCGGCAACAAACCAUGCUUGGUCCGUAUUCAAGAUAGAAUCAACAAAGGGUUUGAAGUGUUCGAGUACUACGCUAACAACCAAUGGGAAUUUAGAAAUGAACACGUUCAUUACAUGAGGAAAAUCAUGAACGCCCGAGAAAAAUUCGAAUACAAAAUCGACGGCGCCGACAUGAAUAUAAGAAAUUACUUUAGAGACUGCAUUAUGGCAGCUCGUAUUUAUAUACUAAAAGAAAUGCCGGAAACACUACCCAGGGCAAGAACUCACAUGAAAAUAAUGUAUUACGUGGAUAUCAUAGCCAAAAUUUUGAUGUUUAGUCUACUUCUGUGGACCGUGUUUAAAUGGUCUGAUGCCAUCAUCGCCGUCGGCUUGUGUUUGCUAAAUCUUGUACAUUUAUUGUUUAGUUCAACUCUGUCAAUCUUCAAUCGAGGAGACUCAUCUAUCGAGCCAGUACUAAACAAUGAACUGUAGCAAAAUUAAAUACGUUUUUUAAAAAAAAAAAAAAAUAUAU
Messenger RNA from Adelges cooleyi (spruce gall adelgid), 1897 nucleotides. Its product is annotated as fatty acyl-CoA reductase 1. Lineage: Eukaryota; Metazoa; Arthropoda; Insecta; Hemiptera; Adelgidae. Bases 199 to 1857 code for a protein of 552 amino acids. Gene Ontology annotation, biological process: long-chain fatty-acyl-CoA metabolic process. Gene Ontology annotation, cellular component: peroxisome. The transcript is spliced from 9 exons. Gene Ontology annotation, molecular function: alcohol-forming very long-chain fatty acyl-CoA reductase (NADP+) activity. The record is from RefSeq and is a predicted model, not a curated record.